Messenger RNA from Chelonia mydas (Green sea turtle), 2193 nucleotides. It is a transcript of the gene TEX29, whose product is annotated as testis expressed 29. The transcript has 4 exons. NCBI's taxonomy places the organism in Eukaryota, Metazoa, Chordata, Testudines, Cheloniidae. Bases 1319 to 1747 code for a protein of 142 amino acids. The record is from RefSeq and is a predicted model, not a curated record.
UAGAUGAACUAAAUUACCCUCUCAUCCACCGAAGCCAGGGUUCUAGGCAUGUUGGAGGAUGCUAUAGGGAGUUGCACAGCUACUGUUUCAGAGGUAAAAGCAAGGCUUAAUUAAGCAGGAUUCAGUCUUUCAAAGGCAAUAAAAUUAGCCCAUAUCUUCUGGCUGAGCUACAGCAUAUCUCUUAGAAAGAGAUCCAGUCUUGAUUUAAAUGUUUCAAGUGAUGGAGGAUCCACCACUUCCCUUGGUAAAUUGUUCCAAUAGUUAAUCACCCCACUAUUUGAAAAUUGUGCUUUAUUUCUGCUUUGUCAUGAUUCUCCAGGACCCUUAUAGUGCCGAUGUGCUAACGUUAAAUUCUUGUGCGAUUUGCAGUGUGUGUGAAGCAACACUGGUUUAAUGACCAGCCAUACAAAUAUCUUUCAUAAGCCUGGGAUCAUUUUAAAAAUAUUUUUGAGGAAGACUGCAACAACAAUGGUAUUUGAAAACGGGACUUCGAAUUCCCAUCAUGCACCAUGAUUAUGAACAGAUAGAUGUGAGCAAAUCCAUGAUUCUGGGCUAUGGAUGCUUCCAAUUAUGUUUUAUUAUAAAACUUCUACUGAGAUGCAUGUUGCUUUGUUUUAAUUUAUAUGUGUUUUUAUUAGUGCUUGUUUUGCAGCUGGGAAGUGCUUAUGGUGCAUUCCGCUUGUUCUUUUCCAUUUCAUACUAUUAUGAAGUAUUUCCCAUGUAGUCCAUUUGAUGUGUCUGUAUAUAGGGGUCUUUUUUUAUUUCAGAAUUUUUAUUACCUUGUCAAAAUGAUUUUGACUUCCCAUUUCCACUUUAUAAUACCAACACCUUCUUACUGCAAAUGUUGAAUGUAUUGAAAAUGUCAUUUACCAGGAAAUGUCUCGGUUCUUUCUUUCUUUCUUUCUUUCUUUCUUUCUUUCUUUCUUUCUUUCUUUCUUUCUUUCUUUCUUUCUUUCUUUCUUUCUUUCUUUCUUAUUAAUCUUCUCCUGUAGUACAUCACAUAUUCAUUAUCUAUCUUUUCUGUCAAAAUUGGAGUAAAAAUUUCUCUCUCAUUACAUGCACUUAAAAUCUUAAAAAAGAAAAUCCCAUGAUAUGGAUAAUUUAAACUUGGAGAACAUUUAAAUUUGAAAUAAUUAUACAUUACAAACUGAAUUCCAAAAUUUCUGUUGUAUUCAGUGCCUGUCUUCUGCUUCAGAGUACAGAGUACUCAGGCUGGCACUGGCAGAAGCCCUCCACUGAAGAAUAUUGUCUUAUUUUGUUUGCUCAUAAAUUUUAAUUUAUUCUAUAUCUUAGCUAAAUUUUCACUUUUAAUGGUGUAAUGAAAAAUGCUACUUUUAAGUCUGUUGCUUUAUUUUUAGUGUUUUGUUUUUUUGUAGUAUGUGAGCUUCCUCUUUAUGAAAUAUGUUCCGAAAAUGUGUCAAGAGUCCAGUGUUCAGGAUUAGGAUGUUGCUUCCAUAAACAAAUUUGCUACAGGAAAGCGGUGCCAUCAUACAUGCAAGUGUUCAUCAUCUUGAUACUACUCAUCAUGGGAUCCUUCAUUUUAUUUGUAUUCCACAGCUUUCUGGUAGAGAAGAGGAGAAGAAAGAACAUGAGUCGACAGAAAAAUGUGCCAGAACUGUAUCCCACUGCUACUUAUUUUAAUGAAGAAGACAAGGAAGGAAAAAUUAGCUCUGAUGAUUCAAAAAUGCUCUCAAAGGUGCCAUAUUGUCAGCAACGGACACCGAAGUCCACUACUGUGGUGCCAUAGGGUCUUGAUCUUUCCCUGAGGGAGGCCUGUUCUUUUUAAAACUUUCACUUCUGGACCACCAAACAGCUGAGAAAUUCCAAUUGCUCGUUGCUUGAAAUGAGUUUGUUCUCAGUCAAGUGACUGUCACCAAAACACAUUGUCAGACUUGGCACUAACUGACAAAGCUUCAUGGACAGUUUCAAUGAUGUCACUAGGGCAACGCUUGCAUAGCUUCCCAUGCCAGUCAAGCAUUAUUUAAUUUGAACUGACACAGAGACUGAGCUUCUCUCUUUCACCCAGAGGUGGUCCCUGUAUGUUGCUCAAAGGGGAUUUGUGGUGAAGCUCAUAUUGCCACUGCCCAUGCUGUAUAUCUUCUGUGGCUAAACUCUUGCAUUACAUAAGCAUCAAGCUGAGUUUAAAAGAUUACCUACUGUAUGUUUAACUAUUGCAAGCUGAAGUGAGUAAUA